This is a messenger RNA of Grosmannia clavigera kw1407, 3573 nucleotides long. Its product is annotated as DNA mismatch repair protein. Gene Ontology annotation, biological process: mismatch repair. The transcript has 4 exons. Gene Ontology annotation, cellular component: nucleus; MutSalpha complex. Bases 1 to 3573 code for a protein of 1190 amino acids. The record is from RefSeq and is a predicted model, not a curated record. NCBI's taxonomy places the organism in Eukaryota, Fungi, Ascomycota, Sordariomycetes, Ophiostomatales, Ophiostomataceae. Gene Ontology annotation, molecular function: mismatched DNA binding; ATP-dependent DNA damage sensor activity; ATP binding.
AUGGUCGUCCGGACGCCGGCCAAAUCCACAUCGGCAAGCCAAAAGCUGUCCCAGUCAACGGGAAAGCAACAGAGCAUUCUAGGCUUCUUCUCCAAGACACCCACGGCAAAGACACCAUCUACGGUCCGGCCAUCGACAACGAGGACUCGUACCGGUGUGAGCAUUGACGAUGAGACCGCUCUCUCAUCACCUUGUCUGCGUGAAACAAAGGCCAAUGCCCGGGCUUCAACGCGCCCUCAGGUCACGCCCGUUCCCAGCAGUGAUGCAUUAGAGCCGCCUAGCUCCCAGGAAAAUGCCAGCUUCUACGGCUCUGCAUCAAAGAUAAAAAAACCGGUAAACUACGCCGAAUCUUCGGACGAGGAGGAAGAUGUCUUCGUGUCCAUGAACACAACACGUCGUAACAGAUCUCGAGCCGUUGCAGACGAUGACGAUGACGAUGACUAUAACGACAUCAAAGAAGUCCCGGUCGUUGAUCAUGAAGAUGACGAAAUGGCCGACUUUGUUGUCUCGGACGAGUCCGACGUCACGUCUAAGGCUGCAAAGAGAAAACGUCCCACUAAGACUGAGGCGUCUCGGAAACGGCCAACACCCUCGCCGACACCGAUGAAGGAGGAAGAUUACGACAUGGAUGACGAAGAAAUCUUCAACGAAGUGCAGACGUCCACGGCACAAAAGUGGCGCUUUGAUCCAGACAAUAUUCAGCCCUCUGAUCCGUCUUCCAGAGCUGUCCGUGCUCCCGCUCCCAAAGCUGCGAACCCUAAAGCCAAGGAAAAGGCCUACACCAGAGAGCCAGAGGAGAGGUACUCAUGGCUCGCCAACAUCAUGGACAUGAACCGCAACAAGCCAGGCCACCCAGACUUUGAUAAAUCUACGGUAUUUGUUCCUCCUAAUGCCUGGAACAAAUUCUCGCCCUUUGAGAAGCAGUACUGGGAAAUCAAGCAGAAGCUCUGGGACACAAUCGUGUUUUUCAAGAAGGGCAAGUUCUUUGAGCUCUACGAGAACGAUGCCACCAUUGGUCACCAACUCUUCGACUUGAAGCUGACGGACCGCGUCAACAUGCGUAUGGUGGGUGUGCCUGAGAGCUCGCUCGACAUGUGGGUCAACCAGUUCGUGGCCAAGGGCUACAAGGUAGCUAGAGUCGACCAAAUGGAGUCAGCACUGGGGAAGGAGAUGCGGGAACGGGGUGCGUCGGCAGUCAAGUCCAAGCAGGACAAGAUCAUCCGUCGUGAGCUUGCCUGUGUUCUCACGCGCGGUACUCUGGUUGAAGGCAGCAUGCUUCAGGACGACAUGGCUACCUUUUGUGCUGCCAUCAAGCAAGACGUUGUUGAUGGCAAGCCUGUAUUUGGCAUCGCCUUUGUGGACGCGGCCACAGGCCAAUUCUUCUUCUCAGAGUUCGAGGAUGACGCAGAACUUACCAAGUUCGAAACGUUUGUCGCCCAGAUGGCACCACAAGAGUUGAUUUUGGAGAAAAAUUGCAUUUCCACCAAGGCACUCCGCAUCCUCAAGAACAACACAACACCCAUGACUAUCUGGAAUUACCGAAAGUCGGGGAGUGAGUUCUGGGACGCCGACACUACCCGGCGAGAGCUGGACUGUGGUGGCUACUUUACCGCUGACGAUGGGGGCAACGAGGACUGGCCAAAGAAGCUCGCCGAAGUUAGAGAGAAGCCUUUCUUAAUGUCCGCUUUUGGGGCCUUGGUCAACUACUUGCGCGAUCUCAAAUUGGAGAGGAACCUGGUUAGUCAGGCAAAUUUUGAGAUGUACAACCCUAUCCACCGAAACGGAACUUUGAUCCUUGACGGGCAGACCUUGAUCAAUCUAGAGAUCUUCUCUAACACGGUCAACGGUGGACCGGAAGGCACGCUUUUCAAUCUACUGAAUCGGUGUAUCACGCCGUUUGGUAAGCGUCUAUUCCGGAAAUGGUUGUGCCAUCCGCUAUGCGAUAUUCGGAAAAUCAACGAGCGUCUGGAUGCCGUGGACAUGCUGAAUGCAGACCGCAGUCUCCGAGAUCAGUUCUCGUCCGAGAUGUGCAAAAUGCCCGAUCUUGAGCGCUUGGCGUCCCGCAUCCAUGCUGGCUCGUGCAAGGCGGAGGACUUUGUGCGCGUCCUCGAAGGGUUUGAGCAGAUAGAGUACACUAUGGGCCUUCUUCGUGUUUUGAACGGGGGUAACGGCCUCGUUGAUCGACUGCUGGCGGCAAUGCCCGACCUGAACGAACCUCUGAGCUACUGGAAGACGGCCUUCGACCGAAAGAGGGCCCGCGAGGACAAGCUCCUGAUUCCGGAACGAGGCAUCGACGAGGACUUCGACGAGUGUGCAGACGCCAUCACAGGCAUCAAAGGCAAGCUGCAGUCGGUGCUUGAAAGGAGCAAGGCUGAGCUGAAGUGCCGAAAUGCAAAGUUCACAGAUGUCGGCAAAGAGAUCUACCAGGUGGAGGUUCCUAAGGCUACCAAGGUGCCCAAGUCCUGGAGACAGAUGUCGGCAAACAACGCUGUCAGGCGGUUCUAUUUCGCCGAGCUGGACGAGCUUGUGCGGGGACUGCAAGAGGCCGAAGAGACCCAUUCGCAACUCACUCGGGAGGCUGCGCUGCGUUUCUGCAAGCGUUUUGACGCCGAUGCCGAAAUUUGGCAGGAGGCCAUUCGUAUCAUUGCGCAGCUGGACUGUCUUAUCAGUCUAGCCAAGGCAUCGUCGUCGCUCGGCCAGCCCAGCGCCCGGCCUACGUUUGUAGACGAGGAACGCAGUGUGGUUGAGUUUGAGGAGCUCCGCCAUCCUUGCAUGCUCAACACGGUGGAUGACUUCAUCCCCAACGACAUUCGUCUGGGUGGCGAUGCGGCUAAUAUCAGCCUUCUCACUGGUGCCAAUGCUGCGGGCAAGUCGACUAUCUUGCGCAUGUCCUGCAUUGCCGUCAUCAUGGCUCAGAUUGGCUGUUACGUACCGGCUGUCUCGGCGCGGCUGACGCCCGUUGACCGGAUCAUGUCACGUCUGGGCGCCAACGACAACAUCUUCGCGGCGCAGUCGACCUUUUUUGUCGAGCUAUCCGAGACAAAGAAGAUCUUGUCCGAAGCCACGCCACGGUCACUGGUCAUCCUGGACGAGUUGGGCCGCGGCACCUCCUCGUAUGACGGCGUGGCCGUUGCCCAGGCAGUGCUCCACCAUGUGGCCAGUCACAUUGGCUGUGUGGGAUUCUUUGCGACUCAUUACCAUUCGCUAGCGACAGAGUUCGAGAACCACCCCGAGAUCUGUGCCAAGCGCAUGCAGAUCCUCGUGGACAACGAGAACCGACGGGUGACGUUCCUUUACCGGCUGGAGGACGGCGUGGCGGAGGGAUCCUUCGGUAUGCACUGCGCGGCCAUGUGCGGAAUCCCUGACCGGGUGAUUGAAGAGGCCGAGGUCGCAGCGCGCGAGUGGGAGCAUACGAGCCGGCUCAAGGACAGCCUGGAAAGGGCCAAGACGGGAUGCUAUAUCCCGCUGGGCGUGCUCAGUGAUGUGGCCACGCUGCUCCGGGAAGACACUGGAUCUGAAAGCCUAGACGCGCGUGGCAUUGACGUUCUGGCGCGGGCCAUCGAAGCGCUAUAA